CGAUGUCGCGCUACUACCUCGCGUCGACCGACGUGCGAGCCGACGGCGACCGCAGUCGAGUCGAGAGUCGAGAACGCGUCGCUUCACGUCCACGCGCCUCCCUGAUCGUCAGCUGCCUGCCCGCCGCGGUUCGCUUGUUUCUGCACUCGGCGAGUCUGCCGAUCGGACGUUUUUCGCUUGUUCCGCGGCCAACUGAGAUACGAUGGCGGCGAUCAACACGCGCCAGUUUAUCAAGGUAUGACGAGUACUUGAGGUGUACGAAGGCACAGGUGCGGAAUUGCGCCCGGGGGAGCCAAAAUGGCGGACGUAGGGUGCUAGUAGGGCGUGGCGAGACGGAUUUGUCGUUAUGCAUGUGCAACAGGAUUCAAGCCGUAGGAGAGAGUUUCCUUCGUUCUCGAUUAUCUAAAUAGGCAGCCCCGUUAGAGUAGAAUAGGGCUGCGGGAAUUCAAGACUAAUUGAAAUAAUUACAUGUUAUCAAAAUAUACGGUGAGGUGGCUGGCAUCGUAAUGUGUAAGAGCGAGAAUCGUCCAAUAUGUAUGUUUGGAAGAGUGCGCGGGUCCGUGACCUCCUACUCGGGCUGCUAGGCAACGAGGAGGUCCAGAAGCGUCCAACGCUAUGGAACCCUGGCUACAAGACUUACAACGACAAACAAAUGAGGAAAGAAUGCUGGGAGGAACUCACAAGGCUGUUCAUGCCAGGGGAUAACGUUACUCAAGAGGAAAGAGAAGCUUUUUCCCGCAGCCUUCAGCGUCGCUGGAAGAACCUGCGCGACUGCUACGCUCGCGAACUCGUCCGUCCUAAGAAGAGCAGCUACCUGUACUACCAGCAACUGUCAUUUCUCCAAAACGUCAUCAAGAGGCACAAGCGCAUCUUUCCGAUCGAACCGGUGCCCGAAUCGCCGAAUCAGAAGCAGCCCGCGAACGUCCUGUUGAGCCUGAAGGGAGCCGCCGCAGCGCUGGCAGGGGGCGCUAGUAGCGGGGAGGACCAAGCGGCGCCGCCUGACAGCACCGAGGUGGACGAGUCGGAUUGCGACAGGUUGUUCCUGAUGUCGCUGGUGAAACCGCUGAAGGACAUUCCCGAAGACGCGAGGUUCGAAGUCAAAAUGGAGAUCAUGCAGAUCAUCCAGCAGGCGCGUCUCAAGGCCAAACACAAUCCGGAGACGAACCAGAUGAUCCAAAUGUACAACAUGAAAGAGGAGGUGAACUACGAUGCUUACAAUGAGCAAAGCAUGGACUCGAUCAAGGAGCCUGCGACUCCAAAUUUGUCGGCGAGCGACGAUGAUGAUGACGACGAUGAAGAAGAAGACGCUUGAGAAGUGACAGAUUUAAGUUGCGGAAGAAAUACCUUCUUGUCGGUGAAGUUUGGUGGUUUCGUCUGUUAGGUGGAGUAAGUCUUUUCUUAUCGGGAAAGGUUCAAAGUAAUUUAUAUUUCGACAGUCUAUCUAUUAUGUCUGGCCAUUUUGGAACACUCCAGUCUGGUCAACUUGAAAGUUUAUGUGGAGCCUUAUCUUUCAGACUCAACAGAUGGAAAGGGCUAAAUUUUGCGUUUGGCUUUUACCACAAAAGUCAAAUUGAGAAUUUUAUUAUGAGGAAUGGCUCGUUUUUGAUACGUCCAAUGAAAGGAGACGAAAAGUUUGCGUUCGGAAAUGUUCCUGACCUUGACCUUCACAGGGUAUUUAGAGAUCCAAAAUGAACCUAUAAGCCUGCAGGAAUCGACAGACAUUUUAUUAUUAUGUGAUGAUCAAGGUCACUUAACCACGCAAAGUUUUCCGCUGUUGGGUUCCAUUCGUUCAAGGUGACCUCCAAAGGACCUUGAAAGUCCAAUUGAAAAAUUUCAAGCUGGCUUAAGGUACAUAGUUUUCUUAAAGCCUGCAAUGUUGUCAUUUUUUGUUCGAGCAGCAGUUCUGAGAUUUGGUCGGAGAGUUAUUAAACACACUGGAGUGACCAAUAAAGUUCGUAUAAAUUACACUGUUGCCAAAUUUCACUUUGUCUUAUUCAUUACGUAAUGUUGUUAGAUGUCCAGCGAAAGUUUAUGUGUAAUGAAUGUACCUCUAUUGUUUUAAGUACUAUACAUGGAAUUUUUGCAGAUUGUACUUCCAGUAUUAACUUACAGAAUAGAUCGAUGAGAAAGCGUUCAUUUUGUAUUUUAAGCAAUAUGUUGAUGUUUGCUAAAAUUAACGUUAUUUCCAUGAAAUAAUCUUUCACCCUUUUCCUUUUUAGACUAUAAAAAUUUGUUGUAGUGUGGACUAUUUUUUGCACUGUUCUCGUAUAUUGUUUUUGUCCUACAUGUAAAAUAAUGCAUUUUUUCAUAUUAUCUUUUUUCUUGAAAUCAUCAGUCGUAUUAAAACGGCACACUAAAAAUAUCUCGACCUCGUAGUAUUAUGCGUUUUAUUAUUUAAGUUAUGGUUAGUGAUAAGUUCAAAAGGUGCACUUUUUCUAGGUUAAUUUUUUUACUUUUUUAUGGAAAUGCAUGUUAAUAAAUAUACUUGGGUAUAUA
Acanthoscelides obtectus is the source of this 2496-nucleotide messenger RNA. The record is from the annotation of a GenBank genome assembly. Lineage: Eukaryota; Metazoa; Arthropoda; Insecta; Coleoptera; Chrysomelidae.